Messenger RNA from Oenanthe melanoleuca, 807 nucleotides. RefSeq names its product C-C motif chemokine 4 homolog. The transcript has 3 exons. Lineage: Eukaryota; Metazoa; Chordata; Aves; Passeriformes; Muscicapidae. Gene Ontology annotation, cellular component: extracellular region. Gene Ontology annotation, biological process: positive regulation of GTPase activity; cellular response to type II interferon; cellular response to interleukin-1. Gene Ontology annotation, molecular function: CCR chemokine receptor binding; chemokine activity. The record is from RefSeq and is a predicted model, not a curated record. The coding region runs from base 207 to 479 and encodes 90 amino acids.
CUUCCGGGGCUGGGGCUGCUCUGUUCCAUCACGAGACUGCACCACAAGUGGACCCUGGUGGAAAUUCCACCAUGCCUACGCAAGCCACUGCAUGGACCUCUCACCCCAUAAAUUGAGGGGCUGCUGAUGGUCUCAGCAUCAGACAGCGAAGAGGCUUCCAAGAUACCUUUGCCUGCUCCAGCUCCAGCCAGCACUUCUCCCCCAACAUGAAGGUGUCUGUGGUUGCUCUCGCCAUUGUCAUCACUGCCUUCUGCUACCAGACCUCUGCUGCUCCACUUGGCUCUGACCCACCAACCUCCUGCUGCUUCUCCUACAUCUCCCGGCAGCUGCCCCGCAGCUUUGUGAAGGAUUACUAUGAAACCAACAGCCAGUGCUCCCAGCCUGCUGUCGUGUUCAUCACCAGGAAGGGCCGGGAAGUCUGUGCCAACCCGAUGGAGGACUGGGUCCAGCAGUACGUGAAUGAGCUGGAGCUGGACUGAGGUCCUGGACAGAUCCAGCUGCUCCAUGUCCCCAACUGCUGGGAUGGACGAGCGUGACCAACUGGGAUCCACUGGAAGUGCUUCAAUGUCAUUUAGAGUUAGCUGAGAAACUGAAAACAUUCCAAAAUCCAACUAAAUGUUCUGCUAUUUAAUUUUUAUAGGAGAGGGAUCAGGUGCAAUAACUCUGAGAUAAAAAAUUUUAUUUAAUAUAUACAUAUAUUUUAUUUUUUUUAACAGUAGACUCAGGUUAUAUUUUAUGUGUUUAAGUAAUCCUAUUUUUGACACAAAAUUAAAUUCCAAUGUCAAUAAAUAAAUAUUUUUGUAAGAA